This is a messenger RNA of Microtus ochrogaster (prairie vole), 855 nucleotides long. Its product is annotated as carcinoembryonic antigen-related cell adhesion molecule 1-like. The transcript is spliced from 3 exons. The record is from RefSeq and is a predicted model, not a curated record. Gene Ontology annotation, cellular component: cell surface; plasma membrane. The annotation marks the transcript as partial. Gene Ontology annotation, biological process: signal transduction; regulation of immune system process. Gene Ontology annotation, molecular function: protein tyrosine kinase binding. Lineage: Eukaryota; Metazoa; Chordata; Mammalia; Rodentia; Cricetidae.
AGGCGCCACUCAGGGCAACCUUCUCUCUGUUGUCUGCACACACAGCACUACUACCCAAGCCCCGCAUCACAAGCAACAAUUCCAAUCCCAUGGAGGGUGAGGACUCAGUAGCAUUAAUGUGUGAUCCAAAGACUGAGAAUACAAGCUACCUGUGGAGCAGAAAUGGCCAAAGCCUCUCAGAAGGUGACAGGCUGAAGCUGUCUGAGGACAACAGGACUCUCACUUUACUCAGUGUUGUGAGGAAUGACACAGGAGAUUAUGAGUGUGAAACCCGGAACCCAGUGAGCACCUCCCGAAGUGACCCAUUCACUCUGAACAUUACUUAUGGUCCAGAUGACCCGAUCAUAUCCCCCUCAAAUACUUAUUUUCAUUUAAGGACAAACCUCAGCCUCUCCUGUCAAGCAGCCUCUAACCCACCUGCACUGUACUCUUGGUUUGUCAAUGGAGAGUUCCUGUCAUCCUCCCAAGAGCUCUUUAUCCAAAACAUCACUACUAAUAACAGUGGAUCCUAUACCUGCUUCGUCUAUAACUCUGUCACUGGCCUCAAUAAGACCACAGUCAAGUACAUUGAAGUCCUUGAGCCAGUGACUACACCCUCCAUCCAAGUCAGCAACACCACAGUCAAAGAACUGGACUCUGUGUCCCUGAACUGCUCCUCAAACGACACUGGGAUCUCCAUCCAUUGGCUCUUCAAUGGCCAGAGUCUGGAGCUCACAGAUAGGAUGAAGCUGUCCCUGGACAACAGAACCCUCAGCAUAGACCCUGUCAAGAGGGAGGAUUCUGGGGAGUAUCAGUGUGAAGUCUCCAAUCCAGUCAGUUCUGAGAGGAGUGACCUCAUCCAGCUGGACAUAAUAG